CUCGCGAUCCGCCCUGCAGCGGCCCACAGCAGGCUCCAAGAUGGCGGCGGCCGCCGCGGCCGGCGGGCAGGCAAUAGAAAAGCAGCUGAAGAUUUGUGGCUAUAAGAGCAGUGUGGAUGUCGUAGCACUGUAUCUGGCUAGACAAGGACUAAGAAGUAUCCCAAGUCUAUCACAGUUUCACAGAUUAAGGUAUUUGUGGAUUAACAACAAUAAGAUCCAGGAUUUAACCUUCUUGAUCAAAAACUAUUACUUGACUGAACUCUAUCUCAACAAUAACGAGCUGACAGAUAUAUCAGGUGCUCUGAAACACCUAUGUUCAUUACAGAUUCUGUUUCUUCACAACAACGAGCUAAAGAAACUUGGCAAAACAGUGAAGGAAUUGAAAGGAAUGAUAAGCUUGCAGACUCUAAACCUAUUCCAAAACCCUCUGGCAUAUGAUCCAGACUACCGGCUUUAUGUGAUAUACUCCCUUCCUUCAGUUCAGCUCCUUGACAGGAAGUUAGUUACACAAAAAGAAAGGGAGUCAUCAUUUCAUCUCUAUAACCCCAAAAGGGCUUGGGUCACACAGUCAAUAGCGUUUGGGAAGAGAGCUGACACAUCCCUGGGGACUGCAGUGGGAUCUGGCAGAUGCACUCAACCAGCCAGAAGACCAAUAAUGCCCUCAGGUCAUGAAUUUGGAAAUAACACUAAUAAAGUGCCAUUUGAGGACCCCGAAGAUGCAGUUUUAGUACGGGCAAUGACAAGAUCUCUAAUGGAAUUUUCCUCUGUGGACUGGAACAAAGUAGCCACCUGUCAAGAAAGACGGCUUCAAAACAAAGCAGGAGAGCCCCCUGAGAAGCUGACAGUCCAGUUUAGAUGAAAAAACUCCUGUUUCUCUCUCUAAUGUUAACCCCAUAAGUAGGUUAACAGCUCAAUAAAACAAGUCCAUAACAACACUCAUCUAAUUAAGUGAAUUUCCAGAAAAAACAUGUUAGUGUAACAUUUCUUUCACCCUAUGUUGUAUAGAGAGUGAAGGAAUUAAGAUAACAAAUUAUAAAUAGUGGCAAUGUUAUAAUAAAAGUUGUUUGAAAUG
This is a messenger RNA of Passer montanus (Eurasian tree sparrow), 1072 nucleotides long. RefSeq names its product leucine rich repeat containing 72 (gene LRRC72). The coding region runs from base 41 to 859 and encodes 272 amino acids. Gene Ontology annotation, molecular function: protein binding. NCBI's taxonomy places the organism in Eukaryota, Metazoa, Chordata, Aves, Passeriformes, Passeridae. The record is from RefSeq and is a predicted model, not a curated record. The transcript has 9 exons.